Molecule: messenger RNA, 6691 nt
Organism: Trichogramma pretiosum
Lineage: Eukaryota; Metazoa; Arthropoda; Insecta; Hymenoptera; Trichogrammatidae
Product: homeobox protein prospero-like
Exons: 5
Coding region: 1-3909 (1302 amino acids)
Biological process (GO): regulation of transcription by RNA polymerase II
Cellular component (GO): nucleus
Molecular function (GO): DNA-binding transcription factor activity, RNA polymerase II-specific; RNA polymerase II cis-regulatory region sequence-specific DNA binding
Source: RefSeq, a predicted model, not a curated record
AUGAUGUCAUCGGAGGAGGAGACCGACUGUUUCGCCCUCUACGGAGCAAGCACCGACAGCAAGCAGCAGCAGCUACUGAAGAAGCAGAAGCGCACGAGACAGCGCGUGGACGCCGGCGAGCCGCGCAAUAGUUACUCCAGCAUACCGAACUUCAGCUCGCGGCCGUCCUUUCUCGGCAGCUCGGCUGCAGGCCUCUACGGCUCUAUAUUCAAUAGCGGCCCCCUGCCCAACAGCUGUCAGCAGUCGCAGCAGCAGCAGCAGUUGUCUCCGAGCCACCAGAGCGCGAGCAGUCAGCAGCACAGCCCGCUGCAGCAGCAGCACUCGCCUUCGCAGCAACAACAGCAGUCCUCUGGCCUAGCCUCGGCUCAGACUAGUCAAGGACAAUCAACGCAACAGCAACAACAACAAUUAAGCUCGUCGAGCAGUGCCGCCGGUACGACGACGUCCUCGACCUCGUCGCAGCAGCAGGCCGCUGCAGCUUUCGGCGGCUUCUUCGGGGCACCGGGCUUCGGCCCGCCCAGCAAGAUGCUCAACGAGCUCUUCGGCCGGCAAGUGAAACAGGCCACGGACGCGGGUGCAUCGCCCGAGGGCAGCCACGGCCUCAGCGGGGCCAUCGGCGCCAUGGACGCCGCGCAGACGAAUCCCCUGCAGCCGGUGGUCGGCUGCGACGACCCGGCCACGGCGCCCGACAUAGCCCAGCACAUGCUGCGCGAGAUCCUCCAGGGUCGCAAGCUCAGCGCCACCCUCGUCGAUCAGGCCGCCAACACCAACAACAACAGCAUCCUCAACAGUAACGGCAUGCACAACAACAACAGCAUACACAACAACAACAACAACACGGAACUAUUGAAGUCGCAACAGCAGCAGCAACGUGAAAGUCCGCUGCAGCAGCAGCAGCAGACGCAACAAAACAGUAACAGUGAAAGUGCGCGAGUGCUCAGUGGUGGAGAAGACAGUGGGGACGGUAACGCCGGUAGCGGGAGUCAUCACAGUGAUCGUGACCCGGUGCUGCCGGCCGAGGCCGAAGACAGUGCGGAGGACGCGGCGUCGGCGGCGCGAGCCAUGGAAGAGGCCUUCGCCGAGGCCGGCAUGGAGCCCGGCACGAACCUCGACGGCUCCGACUGCGAGGCGAGCUUGCCCUCGAGUCCGAACGGCAUGCGCUCGGGCUCGGUCAGUGUCAAGGAGGAGCUUCAGGACUCGCUGCUGAAGCGCUCGCCGAGUCACUCGCCGUGCCCGGUGCUGCCCAAGACCGAGAGCAGCUCGCCCACGACCGAGAUCAAGCGGGCUCGCGUCGAGAACAUCGUGAGCUCGAUGCGCAGCUCGCCGGCCCUGCCGCAGCCCGCGCCCGCGGUGAACGGCUGCAAGAAGCGCAAGCUCUACCAUCCGCAGCAGCAGCAGGUGCAUCACGUGCUCCAGUCGAGUCACGUGCUGAACGACGUGACCAUGCUCGACGACGACGACGAGAGCGACGAGGAGGAGGACUACGCGACGAUCCGGCAGAAGCGCGAGGAGAAGGACAAUCUCAAGAGCCAGUUGAACAAGCUCUACGAGCAAGUGGCGGUGAUGCAGCAGAAGUACAUCGAGCUCUCGAGCCGAAUGGGCCCCGACACGAACGACAGCGUGGACGCGCCACCGAGCCCGCCGAGUCACCACACGGUGGCGGCUCAGCUGCCCCCACGGCCGCACAGGCCCCAUCCGCCCGCGCCCUACAACGGCGCCUUGGCGGCGCUGCCCCACGAUCAAGCCGCCGCGGCGGCCAUGUACAUGGUCAAUCAAAAAUUCUACCUCGAGCAGGAGAGGUACGCCGAGCGGCUCAAGCAACAGGCGGCCGCGGCCCAGGCGCAAGCACAGCAGGCGCAGCAGGCGCACCGAGAGGCGCAACGCGAGGCGCAACGCGAGGCCGCCGCGCAGCAGCAUCAGGCUCAGCAGCAGCAGCAGCAGCUGCAGCGGGCGGAGCAGCGCGAGGAGGUGCUAUCCAUCAGGCAGCAGCAGCAGCGCGAGCGGGAGCUGCAGCGCGAGCGCGAGGCCCAGCGCAGGAGCUCGUCGCCGCAGCAGCCGCCCUCGCAGCCGCCCUCGAGGCAGGACAGCGUGGGCCCGUCGACGCCCCAGGCCUCCUCCACGGCCGUGGCCAGAAUGUCCAAGUCUGGCACGCCCGUCCAGCACAAAGACUUCCACGAGAGUCUGAGCGCGUUGCGCGGCGCCGUCGAGUCGGCCAGCUCGACCAUGCCCAACAUCAGCGGGGCCGACCUCGAGGGCCUCGCCGACAGCCUCAAGACCGAGAUCAGCUCCUAUCUCAACAACCUCAUCGACAGCAUAGUGUCGCGCUUCGUGCAGCAAAAGAAGUUCCUGGGCAAGCAGGCCGAGGCCGGACAGGCGGCGGCCGAGCAGCUCAACAACCUCAACAAAGACCUCAUGCUGGCGAGCCAGUACCUCGAGCGCAAGUCACCGAGGACCAAGGUCGUCGACCGGGGCGCUCAGCAGCAACAGCAGCAGGCCCAGUCCGACCGAUCGGGUCGCGCUGGACCCCUGAACGGGGCCGGACCUGGCCAGUCGAGCUUCUCGCCGAUCGCCGGUCUCGGCUCGUCGCACGCCUCCGGCCAGCACGGCGGCCUGGCGGAGAACAAUCUCAACCAGCUGAAUCAGCUGCCCUCGCACGCCCGGGCGACGAGCAGCCUGUUCCAGCAGCCCAAGCCGCCGACGAUAUACGCCAUGGCUUCGAUGCAGCAGCAGCAACAGCAGCAGAGGGAGCGCGAGAGGGAGCGCGAGCGGGAGCGCGAACAGAGGGAGCAGCGCAGCAGAGAGGAAUACUUGAGCAUGAGGGCCAACGAGGACAGCAGGGACUCGGAACAGAACGAGGCUCUGUCGCUCGUCAUGACGCCUAAAAAGAAGCGCCAUAAGUUAUUUCCACAGGUAACGGAUACACGAAUAACCCCGCGCACGGUAUCGAGAAUCCUGGCGCAGGACAGCAGCUGCUCGCAGAACGGCAGCGGGAGCGUCGGGGGUGCCGACAGUCCACCACCGCCACCGCCGCCGCCGCCGCGACCCGGCCACUACCAGGGCGUCCCCAUGCUGCCGGUCUCGCUGCCGACCACCGUGGCCAUCCCCAAUCCCAGCCUGCACGAGAGCCAGGUGUUCUCGCCGUACUCGCCGUUCUUCAAUCCGCACGCGGCCGCGGGUCACGCGGGCCAGGUGCCGCCCACGGGCUCGCACCAUCUGCCCGCGAGUCCGCCCGGCAGCGGCGGCGUCGAGCUCAGGGACUCGCCGCCCCUGCCCCAUCCACCGGCGAUGCUGCAUCCGGCUCUGCUGGCGGCGGCCCACGGCAAUCCCGACUACGCGCACCUCAGGAUGGACAGCAACGAUCGGGGUAGCGACUGCAACUCGGGCGAGAUCAGCUACGACGGCAUUCAGCCUACAUCGUCGACGUUGACACCCAUGCAUCUGAGGAAAGCCAAGCUGAUGUUCUUCUGGGUGAGGUAUCCGUCCUCUGCCGUCCUCAAGAUGUACUUUCCCGACAUCAAGUUCAACAAGAACAACACAGCGCAGCUCGUCAAGUGGUUCUCCAACUUUCGGGAGUUCUACUACAUUCAAAUGGAGAAGUAUGCGAGACAAGCAGUGGCCGAAGGCAUCAAAUGCGUCGAAGACCUUAAGGUCGUCGGAGAUUCUGAGAUUUACCGGGUGCUAAAUCUUCACUACAACCGAAAUAAUCACAUUGAGGUAUGGAACCCACAGGUACCAUCGAACUUCCGAAAGGUCGUCGAAGAGACUCUCAAAGAGUUCUUCAAGGCGAUCCAAGGUGGUAAGGAUACGGAACAGUCCUGGAAGAAAUCCAUUUACAAAGUGAUCUCAAGGCUGGACGAUCCUGUGCCGGAGUACUUCAAAACUCCCAAUUUUCUGGAGCAACUCGAGUGAAGGAAGCCGCGCGGCCACUCACUUUACGCUCGGUUGUUACUGCAUUAGAAAAAUGGGAUGAAACACGUCGCUUCGUCGUGGCCUAUCAAAACUUUAAUAGAAAAAGGAAAGCCCUCGCGCGGCUACUUUUUCUACUAACUACUACUAAUGCUACUACUACUACUACUGCUAGUGCACCACUGCAACUACGGAGAAGAGGACUACGAGCAGGGAUCAUCGCGACGAUUCAGUGCAUCGCAACAAAACUAUCGCUAAGUAACAAAGUUGGUUUGGAAAAAGCCAAUCAGUACGAGAUAUACAUAAGAGCUAUAAGUCCUCCCUUAACUAUAACGAUAUGGUUGAACGUAUUACAAAUAUAUAUGAUAUAGCAGGUAUCCUUAAAGUUUCGAAAAAAAGUCACGUAAUUAAGCGAACAAACCAAAUAACUGAGCGUGAUGUAAGCCAAGAGUGAACCAAAGGUCGCGCCGUCGCAGAGAGACGCUCAGGGACUGAGUCGAGCUUCGAAACGGAAAGCUCGAUGACAAAAAAAUGACGCAAAUAAUUGCAAACAGCGACGACCAUAAAAAAGCGGAACAAAAUAUAGUGUGAUUGAACGUAAACAAUGUGUAGAUAUCACAUGGAUAAUGAAGUGUUGUUUGUCAAUUACAAAAAUGAAACAAAAACGUUUGUGUCGCCGCGUCGUUGUGAUAUAUAAAAUAUUGAGCUGUUCUCCUGCGCGGCGCUCGAAUUUCGCCUUCGUGGACUCUUGAAGCAGUGUUCUAAAAUUGGUCUCGUGAUACGUUUACGAUAAAGAAAACGAAGAAGACGAUACGAAGAUCCGCCGUCAACGCAUCGAAGCGAUAAAAAAGGGGACACGAAAGCGUUACGCAGUUUUAUUAGUUCAGUAAGUCAGGUGUUGAAUGGAAGAACGAUUAUCGAUGCAUGUCGUAAUUGAUAAAGAAACGUGGGAAAUUCUGAGGAAAUUAUUUAGCGCCGUUUGUACAAAUGCAAAGAAAAUUAUCGAUUUAAAUAACUUUAAGCUUGUUUAAAAAACACAGAAGCUACGUUAUCUGGUUAAUUACUUUUUUAAUGGUAAAACAUAAUCGAUAAGACCCAAUUUUUAAGUACAUGGUGAAAUCGUGUAAUUACAAUUUUAAAGUGAACUCAGCAAAACGUACUCGAAUUCGUUACUGAGAUCGAUCUAGCGUUGAAAGAAACAAUGAAAUUUUUACUUUUGCACUCAAAAUCGUGUUCAUACACAAAUCUUAAGGCUCUGACAGUGAUGUCAAAUGAAUGCUGUCCGCCUUCAUUUGAUAUCAUUGUUAAUGCCGAUAUGAUUUUUAAAACUAUCUGUGGAAUUUUGCUUGUCUAAUAUUUGGCGAAAAACGUUUGAUCAAUUUUGGUUCGAGCACGUAAAGGUGCAGAUCCUUGAGUGUACAAAAUCAUAUGUUUUGAGUCAAAAAUUAGAAACGAAUGAUUUUUAUCAUUUUUAAUUCUCACAAAACUUCUUUUCAUUGUUAGGAAUAAAAAAUAAACAUAUCUUUACACACAAAAUCAAACAUGACACAUUUUAUAUAAACACAUUUAAAGGUUUAAAAAAAAUGAGUUUUAUUCGUAAACUUACUAUCUUAAUCGUUCAAAACCUCUUUAGAAUCUUCGAAAAUUAAAAUGUUGAUUUGAUUUAAUAUUUAUAAAAUUUGUCGAAAGUUUCGGAAAUUUUCUUAUUCGCGAAUUGUAUGCAAAAUUAUAAACAAGUCAAUAGCAAAAAUGUAAGCAUGUUUCAAGCCUUAAAUUAUAAGUUGUACUAAAAAUUUAUCUAAAAAGCGGCGUCCUAUAAUUGGUUCGAUUAUAUAAAAAAAAACGACAAAAAUGUUAACUAACCAGACGCGGGUACGUAUCUAUCAAGAGUAGAUUAUAAUACAAAGAAGAUGAAAUGAAUGAAUAUUUAUACGGAUAAAAAAUGAUUAUAUAUUAAAAUAAAUUGAUUUUAAAAAUUCAUAUGUAUAGAAUUAAACGAAAAUUGUUUUUCGUUAGAUUGUACAAUGUAUUAAGUACUAAAAUACACUUACACUUGACGAAACAUUGUCCACAUUUUAAGUGUUAUAAAAAUCACGCACAAAUGGAGUCAAAAAAUUACACACAUCACAUUCAUAAACGAAGCACGUGGCUGUACAAUUACAGUACAUUACCCGGUCUUUCAGUUCGUUUGAAAGAUCGCACUUUGUAGAUAUUUUUUCGCUAAAUAAUAUGCAAAUUACGGAUAUAAAUAUUUAUAAAAUAUAUAUUUAUAAUUUUAGUUACUAAUAUGAUCCGAGCUAAUUACAUUGAUUUUUCCAUUGAGUAUCACGGAUGUAAUAGCAACACUUUCGACGAUGAUAUUGUCAUAUCCACAAAAAUAACAUCGCCGAAAGUUCUCUUUACAAUUGUACAAGAUGAUUAUAUUUAUUAGAUAAUUUUGCAAUCGCACGAUUCAGCGUUAUUUUGAUUAUUACGAAUUUGCAAAUAAUUAAGCAAUGUCCAGUCUCUUAAGAUUAUUAUUUAUGUGAUCGGCGUAUUCAAUAUUUACUUUUUAUGUCUCACUUCUGCCGCUUGAUUAUUUGAUCUGCGUUUGAUUUUCCGUUUACAAUUAACUUCUUUAUAAAUGCUGUAUUUUAGUUAUUAUUUUUGAUCUUGUAUAAUAUUAUAGUUAUUGAUUUUUAUAUUAUAAUUUCAUGUAGCAUGACACCACGCGUAUACACUUUUUUGCAAGCGGUGAGUCUUAACCUAGUCACGAGUCACUAAAUUUUUAAUUAAUUAAUAUGAG